AUGGCCACUUGCAGCUCCUCGCCGAGACCACCCGCUUAUGACGAGGACAGCCGGAGCGACGGCACAAGGGACAACUGGGAAGACUGGGAGGAUGAAGAAGUGGUGACGCCUAUCAUGGACGACGAGCAGGCCCUCAUCGCCGACAAGGCCGCCAUGCCCAGUCCUCUCAGGCCCUCAAAGCCUACCACCUCCCGCGCAUCACUGUCACGACAAUCCGUCCACAGGCUGAGGAGACUGAAAUCCCGCCACAGGCAGAGGGACCAAAAUGCCAAAGCGGGCAUCAAGGUCGUGACCAACAUGACCGAGCUCCGUCGUCAACACCAUCUGGCCAACAGCCCACAUCGCGCGAGAGGCAAGUUUGUCGAUGCUGCCGCCCUCAAGGCCCUCGAAGGUGAGCCGUCGUCCGCCUCUGUGGGCAACUGGAAUUGGUUCUCCAGGAAGAACAUGACCAAAUCCCUCAAGUGCCACCACUCGGAGCCCCUCGAACAGGACCUCUCCCCAAACGAUCGCCCCAUUGUCAUCGGCAUCGCUCUUCCUUCGGACCUGGCCCAGCGUGGCAACGGCAACACAGAUGCCCAUGCACACAUGCUUGCCACACCCUUGGAGGCACCAACCCCCCAUCCUCACUUGCGCCACCCAGCAAACCCGCAGCAGCCUGGGAAAACCCCCAGCCCCAUGACUCCUUCACAGCAACGAUCCGUGUGGAGCCCCGACACCCCCGACACCACUUCACCGUUCCAGUCACCUCGACACACAUCAAGCAUCUAUUCACAGGCUACCAGUUACGGGGCACCUAUUGCCUAUGACGCCCCGCCUGUGCCUGCUGUGCCUUCGACGUUCAAGAGACCAGAGGUUGCCGUGGCUGUUGUGCUUCAACAAAAAGACGACGACGACGACGAAGACGACGGUGGCAGUCCCUGCACACUAUUUGAAGAGGACGGAAACAGUAUGGCUGUUACUGCUAGUAAGACCAACAAGGCAAAGGGUGUUUCCAAGAGCCCUUCCAGCGCUGAAACACAAACGCGGGGGUGGUGGGACACCAUCGUCACCCCAUUCACCGAGAAGACGAGCCCUCUGCGAGAAGCUCAGGAGUCACGGUUUCCGAAAGGCAGCCUAUCACCUGAUUCACUCUCCAAGCCGAACGCUGAGAAGAUGCAGUUUGCAAAGUCUAUCAAGUUGGACGACCCGCCCUCUUCGACCUUUAUACCUGGACUACCAGCAUCUCCAAAGCCUUCGCCCCGACACGACCACACGCCUAUAGUCAGGAUUCCUACCCCUCGAAGAACCCCAUCCCCCUUUUUGAAUGCUCGUACCCCAUCGCCUGCUUCUUCAUCGAGGUCACGUACCCCCCGGCUUGCGGAACAGAGUGAGAAGACGAUGAACACGCCGCAAGCCUUCGAACUCCCUCAGAUCAGCCCCCGCCCUAUUCACCGCCCAACAAGCAAAGACGCCGUCAGAUACCGAGCCGUGUUCCCCACAGGCCAUCCCCUCCAGAGCCUCUAUCCUUUUUCUCCGAACCCUGCGUCCCCCGCUAUCAAUGGAACAAUGAGCUCUCGUGGCGGUAUCUCCUUGACCGAUAUUCCCCUCACCCCAGCCGCAGGUACGUCGGCUAUGCCAAUACGACAGCCUGGUACCUACUUGCCUCAGGAACACUUGACGGCCGCCACUGGGCCCGGCCAAGAGGUCGAGCGCGAGAGGCGGCGACACGAGAAGGAAGAGGUCGUCGCUCGCAAGAUUGGUGGCUUCUGGCGCGGCCGUGGGUGCAUGCCGUCAAACGGUUGUUUCGGUCGCUCUGGCCGUGAAGGCCGGAAAAGGAGACGUGUCUGCCUCGGUGUCUGCUGUGGCUCCAUCCUUCUCAUUGUUCUCGUUGUCGUUCUUUGUGUCACCUUGAUCCCACGUGGUCAGACUGCCGUUGAGGUGCCAAGUAUCUUUGUCAACCUGACCGACUUCCCGCCCAUGCCCACGGGCCCGCUCACAGUUAUUGGACCGGACAACUCGGCUGCCAUAACAGGCUGUACACAGCCUACGACGAUAUGGAGCUGUGCACUUCCCAAAGAAGAGCACGAUUCUGUUGCCCCUUUCCGACCCAACCAGCCCAGCUUCUUCAUGCAGAUCCAGUACAACAAUGACACGAAUGAGCCCUGGAACAUUCCUAAUGGCAGCCCCCCGCGACCAGAUCGAGGCCGCACGCGCGAGCCAAGAGGAGGUGGUGGCCUCGUCGCCAGAGCUCGAGCAGCCCUCAUGAAGCGGCAAGAUGGCCAAGCCUUCAAUCCUAGUCCGGCACCCCCAUCAUUCGAAGAAAUGUACUUCCUGGGUAACACGACAGAUGGCAUCAUCUCCGACGACAAGGCUGGCGAACCGACGCCAUUUUACUUCAGCAUCCUUGACACAGUAAACGGCACGGUUGGGUCGAAUGUGCUCAACAAGCGACAGGACUUUAACCUGCCGUCCGACUUUCCCGUCGACCUUCCUGAGCCCGCGCUCAACGAAGAUGGUAGCGCGGCGCCAGCCAUCUUCAUGCCAAAAGCCUUUCAGCAACCUAUCCGCCUGUACGACCGCGGCCUUGACACAGAGCACUACGGCUUCUACACAUAUUUCAAGCGCAGCAUCUACCUGCGCUCCGUCACAGUCCUCAACGGAACGGACCCUUCCCGAGGUGGUGAUGGCGAGAGCAAUGUGCCACUUGACGAAGACGGCGGCGCCCGCCUUUCAGAGGCAAGCUUCAUUGUCACCUGGACGCAGACUCGGUUCCUCGUCCAGAUCUGGACGCGCCGUGAGAACACGACGCAGCUGCUUUCUGAGCGGGGUCGAUUUGACACUGGGUCGGGCGAGGCGACGGACCGGCCGGGGACGAUGCCGUACCCCAUCACCGUGACGAUGGAUACGCACGGAGGCCAGCCUCUUGAGAAGGUGGUGUGGCACUGGAAGGUCGACAGCCGGCAGAGGAUCGACACGAGCGACCCCAAGCUCAUUGCGAACAACAUUGGGUUUGGAGGGACGCUGGUGAACCCUAGAGCGAGAAACGAUACCUCGUUCGGGGGCUUUGACGGAGGAGAUGGAGGUUGCAAGUGUGAAUGGGUCAACUUCUUGGACAAGAGAAGCGUCUGA
Verticillium alfalfae VaMs.102 is the source of this 3108-nucleotide messenger RNA. RefSeq lists its product as hypothetical. The record is from RefSeq and is a predicted model, not a curated record. The coding region runs from base 1 to 3108 and encodes 1035 amino acids. Lineage: Eukaryota; Fungi; Ascomycota; Sordariomycetes; Glomerellales; Plectosphaerellaceae. The transcript has a single exon.